Molecule: messenger RNA, 583 nt
Organism: Rhagoletis zephyria (snowberry fruit fly)
Lineage: Eukaryota; Metazoa; Arthropoda; Insecta; Diptera; Tephritidae
Product: LIM and SH3 domain protein Lasp-like
Cellular component (GO): focal adhesion
Molecular function (GO): actin filament binding
Source: RefSeq, a predicted model, not a curated record
AUGGCAACUUUGCGAACAAAAUUGCGUGAACGACCCUAUCGCAAUUCCGGAUUGCAAAUGCACAUUCCAAAGGCCAAAGCGACAGUCAUUGCAGACACGCCCGAACUGAAGCGAAUAGCUGAGAAUACAAAAAUCCAAUCGAAUGUUAAAUAUCACGAAGACUUCGAAAAAUCCAAAGGCAAAUUUACACAGGUCGCCGAUGAUCCCGAAACAUUGCGAAUAAAGCAGAAUACAAAAAUCAUUUCGAAUAUUGCGUAUCAUGGUGAUCUAGAAAAGAAGGCCGCUAUGGAAAAGCAACGAGAAGCUGCCGAAAUAGCCGAUGUGCGAGAUUUAACUGAAAAAAUAUAUCAAAUAAGUCUCUAAAAAUUACAUGGAAAAAGCAUAUACAAUGGUGGAAAAAUAAAUAGGGACAAGACAUUUCAACCACUUUUUCCUAGUUUUCUUCUGUUUAUGUAAUAUUUAUUAUUUAUGCAAAUAUUAAAAAUUUCUGCGAAAUUGCAUCUACAUUCUCAAUUUUUUAAUCAGAUUUUUUAGAAUUUUGUAUGCAGUUUUAUAGCCCAUUAAAUUUUAGUAGAAUAAAGUG